UGAUUAUUGCUGGUAAAGGUUGUUUGAGAGAGGAAGGGAGUUUCAGUUCAGUUGAGUAAAGGUGCGUGGGUCCCAUCUCUUUCUCUCUGCCUUCGACCAAGUGCAAUCUUAAACCCUAAGAUUGGAUUUUUUGGUGAUGGGUGGCAUUAUUUUAUCAAUUAAUAUCAUUGACCAAAAGCAUACCAGGUCCUCAUUUAUUCAUUGUCUUCUCGAUUUCUGACUCCAAAUUGUUAGGGUUUUGGGAAAUUAAACAUAGUUUAGAUCUGUUGUAAUGCGUGUAGCAAUUGUGGUGUCAAUUUCCGGUGUAUGUUCUUUGGGGAUGCUGUAGAAAAAGGAAAAUAGUAGCUCUAAUUAUUUUGUCGCCAUGGAAAGAGGACUGCUUCUUUUGUUUUUCUUGCUGUUGGUUAUGGUGCUCUCUGUCUUUGCUAUCGAAGUGGAAUAUUCACACUGCAAUUGUGAUGACGAAGGGCUUUGGAGCAUCCACAACGUCUUGGUUUGCCAGAAAGUGAGUGACUUUUUCAUUGCCAUUGCAUAUUUUUCCAUUCCCCUUGAGCUCCUUUACUUUGUCAGCCGUUCCAAUGUCCCCUUUAAAUUGGUCUUUCUUCAAUUCAUUGCGUUCAUAGUUCUCUGUGGAUUGACCCAUUUACUCAAUGCCUAUACUUACUAUGGCCCCCACUCUUUCCGGUUGUUUCUUUCCCUCACUGUUGCUAAGUUUCUCACUGCUCUUGUCUCCUGUGCCACUGCCAUUUCUUUUCCCACCCUCAUACCUCUUCUGCUGAAAAUCAAAGUCAGGGAGCUCUUCUUGAGGCAGAAUGUGUUGGAAUUGGGCCAGGAGGUUGGGAUCAUGAAGAAACAGGAGGAAGCUAGAUGGCAUGUUAGGAUGCUCACCUGUGAGAUUAGGAAGUCUCUGGAUAAGCAUACCAUCUUGUAUACCACACUUGUUGAGCUUUCCAAGACCUUGGAUUUGCACAAUUGUGCAGUUUGGAUGCCUGAUGAUGAUAGGAGAGAAAUGCUUUUGACACAUGAGUUGAAAUCAAACUCAGCAAGUAGUUUUCACAAUUCUAUUCCUAUUAGUGAUCCAGAUGUGUUGGACGUAAAGAAUAGCAAAGGGGUGUGGAUUUUGAGGCCUGAUUCGGCACUCGGAGCUGCAAGUAGCGGUGGUGGAUCUGGGGAUUCAGGUGCCGUGGCAGCCAUCCGCAUGCCGAUACUUCAUGUUUCCAAUUUCAAAGGAGGGACACCAGAGAUGGUUGAGACAUCUUAUGCUAUACUGGUUUUGGUUCUUCCGAAUUCAAACUCCAGGUCUUGGACCUCCCAUGAAAUGGAGAUAGUGGAAGUGGUUGCUGAUCAGGUUGCUGUGGCUUUGUCUCACGCGUCUGUUCUUGAAGAGUCUCAGCUUAUGAGCCAGAAACUUGCAGAGCAAAACCGGGCUUUGCAACAGGCCCAGAAGAAUGCAAUGAUGGCCAGGAAGGCAAGGAGCUCGUUUGAGAAAGUUAUGAGUCAUGGAAUGCGGAGGCCGAUGCAUUCUAUCCUGGGUUUGCUUUCACUGUUUCAAGAGGAUAAUAGUAUAAGGCCAGAACAGAAGAUUGUUAUUGACUCAAUUUUCAAAGUUAGCAAUGCACUCUCACGAUUGAUUAAUGAUGUGAUGGAGAUUUCCACGAAUGACAAUGGAAACUUCCGGUUGGAGAUGAAACCUUUCAGUCUGCAUUCAAUGAUGAGGGAAGUUUCUUGCACUACCAAGUGUUUGUGUAUAUAUAAAGGCUUUGGUCUUGAAGUUGAUGUUGACAAGUCUUUGCCUGAUCUGGUCGCUGGUGAUGAGGCAAGGUCUUUCCAAGUAAUUUUACAUAUGAUUGGCUAUUUAUUGAACCUUUGUGACAAAGGAACACUCAUAUUUCAAGUUUAUCUUGAAAGUGGUAGUGGAGAUAAAGAUGAUAGAAGUGUUGCAAUAUGGAGGUCAAACAUGCAAAAUGACUAUGUACAUAUAAAAUUUAAUUUUCGAGUAAAUGGUAUUAGUUCCCAGUCAGAUGAAUCAUUUUCAACAACAAAUUAUUCUUGUAGAAGGCACCACAACAAUGAACCUAAGGAAGGCCUGAGCUUCAGCAUGUGCAAAACAAUAGUGCAGAUGAUGCAAGGUAAUAUUUGGAUGUCAACUAACUCUAUGGGUGUGACACAAGGAAUGACACUUCUUCUCAGGUUUCCGACAGGAUCAUAUCAUGGAAGAUUCAUUCUUGCUACCAAAGAUAUUUCAAACUCCCAGUUUAGAGGGCUUAAGGUUGUGUUAGCUGAUGAUGAUGAUGUAAACAGGACUGUGACCAAGAAGCUGCUUGAGAAACUGGGGUGUCAAGUAACUGCUGUUUCAUCAGGAUUUGAAUGUCUUAGUGCUGUAAGUGCCUCUGGUAACUCCAUCAAAAUUGUUCUACUGGAUCUUCACAUGCCCGAAAUGGAUGGUUUUGAAGUUACAAGAAGGAUUCGAAAAUUCCAAAGCCGUAAUUGGCCCUUGAUCGUGGCUGUGACUGCAAGUGCAGAAGAACACAUCAAGGAGAAAUGUCUACAAGUGGGAAUGAAUGGACUGAUUCAAAAACCUAUCCUUCUUCAUGAGAUAGCAGAUGAACUUCGAACAGUCCUGCAACGUGCAGGUGAAAAAUUGUGAGAAUAAGUUUAGUUAUCCCAAAUCUGUUAGGUUCCUCAAAUUAAUCACUACAACAUUCUGAAAGAGAACCUGGAAUUCUUAACAAACUGAAAUAUACUAGAUAGAUAGUAGAUACUAGCUUCAUCUUGCUAACCAUUUUUCUGUUUGAUCCUUUGGCCGUAUAAUGAAUUGUGACUUUUUCAAGGCGCAUAGAACCUCUUCUCAUAAUCAAACAGGAAA
Vigna umbellata (rice bean) is the source of this 2866-nucleotide messenger RNA. RefSeq names its product protein EIN4-like. The record is from RefSeq and is a predicted model, not a curated record. Gene Ontology annotation, cellular component: endoplasmic reticulum membrane; endoplasmic reticulum. NCBI's taxonomy places the organism in Eukaryota, Viridiplantae, Streptophyta, Magnoliopsida, Fabales, Fabaceae. Gene Ontology annotation, biological process: phosphorelay signal transduction system; response to ethylene. Gene Ontology annotation, molecular function: protein binding; phosphorelay sensor kinase activity; ethylene receptor activity.